Dromiciops gliroides (monito del monte) is the source of this 2595-nucleotide messenger RNA. It is a transcript of the gene GTPBP4, whose product is annotated as GTP binding protein 4. Gene Ontology annotation, biological process: ribosomal large subunit biogenesis. NCBI's taxonomy places the organism in Eukaryota, Metazoa, Chordata, Mammalia, Microbiotheria, Microbiotheriidae. The coding region runs from base 74 to 1978 and encodes 634 amino acids. Gene Ontology annotation, cellular component: nucleolus. The transcript has 17 exons. Gene Ontology annotation, molecular function: RNA binding; GTPase activity; GTP binding. The record is from RefSeq and is a predicted model, not a curated record.
UACCUUCUUGCCUCUGUGUUCAUUUCCCGUGGGACCUACUUCCGGCUCCUCAGGCUGCGAGCCGGCUGGCACCAUGGCGCUGUACAACUUCAAGAAAAUUAUGGUGGUCCCCACCGCCAAGGACUUUAUAGACCUGACAUUAUCGAAGACUCAACGAAAGACUCCAACGGUCAUUCAUAAACAUUACCAAAUUCACCGCAUUAGACAUUUUUACAUGAGGAAAGUUAAAUAUACUCAGCAGAAUUACCAUGAUAGACUCUCCCAGAUUUUAACUGACUUCCCCAAAUUGGAUGAUAUCCACCCAUUUUAUGCUGAUUUGAUGAAUGUUCUCUAUGACAAGGAUCACUACAAGUUGGCCUUAGGACAAAUUAAUAUUGCUAAAAAUCUAGUGGACAAUGUUGCCAAAGAUUACGUACGGCUUAUGAAAUAUGGGGAUUCUUUGUACCGUUGCAAGCAGCUCAAACGUGCAGCCCUGGGGCGUAUGUGUACAAUUAUCAAGAGACAGAAACAGAGUCUGGAAUAUCUGGAACAAGUGCGUCAGCAUUUAUCCCGUCUGCCAACUAUUGACCCAAAUACCCGUACUCUGCUUCUGUGUGGAUAUCCAAAUGUUGGAAAAUCUAGUUUCAUCAAUAAGGUGACAAGAGCAGAUGUGGACGUGCAGCCUUAUGCCUUUACAACCAAAUCUUUGUUUGUAGGGCACAUGGAUUACAGAUAUCUCCGUUGGCAGGUAGUCGACACUCCAGGGAUCCUGGAUCACCCUCUGGAAGAUAGGAACACCAUUGAAAUGCAGGCUAUCACAGCAUUGGCCCACCUUCGUGCUGCUGUGCUGUAUGUCAUGGAUGUAUCUGAACAGUGUGGGCAUAGUCUGGAAGAACAAGUGGAACUCUUUAAAAAUAUUAAGCCGCUUUUUGCUAAUAAGCCUCUUAUAAUUGUAGCAAACAAAUGUGAUGUGAAGAGGAUAUCUGAACUUCCAGAAGAUAACCAGAAAAUAUUUGUAGAUUUGGAAGCUGAAGGACUUCCUGUUAUAGAGACAAGUACCCUGACUGAAGAAGGUGUUAUUAAAGUUAAAACAGAGGCUUGUGAUAGACUUUUGACUCAUCGAGUUGAAAGCAAAAUGAAAGGAAAUAAAGUGAAUGAAGUGCUGAACAGAUUGCAUUUGGCAGUACCAAGCAAAAGAGAUGAUAAGGAGAGGCCACCAUUCAUUCCUGAGGGUGUAGUAGCACGAAAGAAAAGAAUGGAAGUUGAUGCACCCAAAAAGAAAAGGGAACGAGAUCUUGAGUUGGAAAUGGGAGACGAUUACAUUUUGGAUCUUCAGAAAUAUUGGGAUCUAAUGAAUUCAUCUGAAAAAUAUGAUAAAAUACCAGAAAUCUGGGAAGGCCAUAACAUAGCUGAUUAUAUUGAUCCAGACAUCAUGGAGAAAUUGAAAGAGUUAGAGAAGGAGGAAGAACUAAGAGAAGCUGCUGGGGAGUAUGACAGUGAAUCAGAAACUGAGGAUGAGGAAAUGAUGGAAAUCCACCAGUUGGCAAAACAAAUUCGUGAGAAAAAGAAACUGAAAAUUCUACAGUCCAAAGAGAAAGAUGUAUCAGGACCCAGAAUGCCUCGCACUGCUAAAAAGGUUCAGCGGAAAACAUUGGAGAACGAAAUGCGCAGCCUUGGUAUUGACAUGGAUGAUAAAGAUGAUAGCCACUAUGCCACCCAGGCAAGAAGAUCUCGGAGCGUUACUAGGAAACGCAAACGUGAAGAGUCUGUUCCUCCCACUUCUAAAAGCCGAAGUCGCAGUUGCUCACGCACACCUCGUGAUGUUUCUGGUCUCAGAGAUGCCAAGAUGGUGAAGAAAGCUAAAACCAUUAUGAAGAAGGCUCAGAAGAAGAUGAAUCGCUUGGGGAGAAAGGGAGAAGCAGAUAGACAUGUGUUUGAUAUGAAACCAAAGCAUUUAUUGUCUGGCAAGAGGAAAUCUGGUACAAAAGACAGAAGAUAAAAAUGCCCUAUUGAAUUUAAACUGUUGUCUUUUUUUAAAAAAUUAAGUGUGACAUCUUAGAGCUGGAAUAUUGGUUUGAAAAUUGAGAAGCAACUCAAGCAGCAUGCAUAUACUGAAUAAACACCACCAUAAAUAUGGUGGAUCUCUUACUAUUCUUGGGAGUAGUACAUCUGUAGACCUUUAAUGAUUCUGUUGAUUUUCAACAGAGAAGAACCCUAACUAUUUGCUCUGGAGGUUGUAUACUAAUGUUUCUCUUUGAACGUAAAUAUCUCUACCUGGUGGAUUUGGGUAUUGCUUCGAGAGCCCUGUAAACCCAUGGUAAUUUCAGAUAUGGGGAAAAGCAUAUAAUCUGUAAGAAGAGUACUUAGGGGUGAUUAAAAUGUCAGAACUCUGGCUCAGAGACUUUUUGUAUCACUUGUGCAAUUAUCCUUCCAUACAGUUAAUCUGUUAAAUGUAACCAUUAAUGUAAAGUAAGUUCUUUGCAUAUGAAAAUUUGUUUUUUAUGAAACAAAUGCAGUUAUGCCAGGGAAAAGGAAAUUGAAUGGCUGACAUAUUUUUAAACCAAACUGAAUUUUGGUUGGUUUUAAAUAAAACUUGGGAUAUUUUUUAAAUCUAAA